CAUGCGCUUUGAACCUUCAUACUCUCAGCAGAAUCACUCUCACUAAAAUUUAAUCAUACACUUGCAGCUAAACUCAUUCUCCCAUCGAUCACCAUGGAUUCCGACCUCGCUCUUCUCGAAUCCAUCCAGCAGUACCUUCUCCACGACGCCGACAUUCCCAUGAGUUUCCCGGCGAGCGACACCGCCGCCAAUGCUCCGCCGAGCUCAGCCUGCGUCGACCCUGCUUCAAUGCCGAACUGGGCUAACACUCCAGCGGCAGCGGAGGACUCGGCCGUUUCCUCGGGGGGGAGUGGGAGGCAGAGGCAGAGGCAGCGACCGUACAGGGGAGUGAGGAGGAGGCCAUGGGGGACGUACGCGGCGGAGAUAAGGGAUCCGGCGAAGAACGGAGCCAGAGUGUGGCUGGGCACUUACCGGACGGCGGAGGACGCCGCGCUGGCCUACGACCGAGCCGCUUUCCGAAUUCGGGGGUCCCGGGCUCUGCUGAAUUUCCCGCUCCUGAUCGGCUCUGACGUGCCAGAGCCGGUGAGGGUGACCCCGAAGCGCCGGUUGGUGGAAUCUUCGUCGUCGUCGUCGUCUUCGUCAUCGUCUUCGUCUUGUUCGCGUGAGAAGGACAGUGGCAGCAGAAUGUCCAUUAAUGGGGACAAUUAUUACUAGUUAAGGAGUCUGCGUGUGUGCGUUGUCAGUGCAAGGGCCUAAUGGGGGCCACCGUUAACGAUGAGUUAGUUAUUAGUUAAAUAAAUGGCUGUUAUUACUCUUAAUUAAGUGCUGCUAAAUUAAUGUAAUGUCACUUUGUCUUCCCAACGGCUUCUAUUUGCGAAA
Molecule: messenger RNA, 819 nt
Organism: Malania oleifera
Lineage: Eukaryota; Viridiplantae; Streptophyta; Magnoliopsida; Santalales; Ximeniaceae
Product: ethylene-responsive transcription factor ERF098-like
Exons: 1
Coding region: 94-654 (186 amino acids)
Biological process (GO): ethylene-activated signaling pathway; regulation of DNA-templated transcription
Molecular function (GO): DNA-binding transcription factor activity; DNA binding
Source: RefSeq, a predicted model, not a curated record